This is a messenger RNA of Etheostoma spectabile (orangethroat darter), 2854 nucleotides long. RefSeq names its product docking protein 2-like. Gene Ontology annotation, cellular component: cytoplasm. The record is from RefSeq and is a predicted model, not a curated record. Lineage: Eukaryota; Metazoa; Chordata; Actinopteri; Perciformes; Percidae. Gene Ontology annotation, biological process: cell surface receptor protein tyrosine kinase signaling pathway; Ras protein signal transduction; positive regulation of MAPK cascade.
AGGGGAGGUUCGCGUUCACACAGUUAGUUCUGCAUUAUAUGUUGCAACAGAGUGAAGGCAGGAAACAGAGAUGACACACUCAACGUUUCUCUGCAUCAGACUAGUACCACAGAGAGAGAGAGAGAAGAGACGAAACAUAGAAGGAGGAGAGGAGAGGGGGAAGCUCUCCAAGACAAGCGAGUAAACCAAUACAAAAGGAGAGAAAACAAAAGGAGGUGAUAGGAGAAGAUAAAGGAGAAGGUCACGAAAAGGAGAGCAAUGAAAAGAGUCAGAAACAACGCGGAGAAAAAAGAAGAAGAAGUGGACCGAAGCCAAAGCAAGUAGAAGGGAGGAUUGGACGAGGAGGGAAAGAAGAAGAGGAGCAGAAGAAGAAAGUGGACAAAAAGAAGAAAAAUAGCAGGUGAGAAAAGUGAGACUUUAAGCAGAAGAAGAAGCAGAAAGUCAGAGAGGAGGGUGAGGGGAAGAAGUGAAGCGGCAGGACAAGGAAGGGAAGGAGGAGACACUGAAGGAGGAAUAGGAGGAGAAGAAGAGGAGCUGCAGUGUCAGAAUGGAGGAGGACAUCAGGAAACAAGGGAUGCUCUAUCUGCAGCAGCAGAGGUUUGGAAAGAAAUGGAAGCGUGUGUGGUGCGUCCUAUUCAGAGACAGUUCCUGUUCGAUUUCCAGACUGGAGUUCUUUGAAUGUAAAGAUGGAGUAUGUGCAGAGAAAAGCGACAAAAAUCUUCGCAAACAACAGGAGCACAAGAAGGUAGAGUGUCCGUUGGCGGACUGUGUACGUGUGUCGGAAGUGGACGUGGACGGAUGUCCUAGAGAAACAGGACCCUUCCUGAUCGAGACCAGAGAAGAUCUAUGUGUUUGCGCAGACCGACUACAGCUGGACGACUGGACACACAAAUUGUUGUGAGAGCCCUUCCCUGAGACUAAUUGGACAGGGAAAAGAGGAAGCCUGCAGAGAGGAAACAGAGUGGACGAAGAUGCAGGGAUGGAGGACAACUCACUGUACAGCGGCAGAGAAACAGUGCGUGACUUCAGAGUGUGUAUUCGGAGGACAGAGGCGUCUGAUCGCUGCAGACUGAAAGGAGACGGAUUCCUGCGAGCUGAUAGUGAGGCUCUUCACCUGCUGGAUAAGACUGGAGACAUUGUUUACACCUGGCCAUACAGAUACCUGCGCCGCUUCGGACGAGACAAGUCCACCUUCUCUUUCGAGGCUGGGCGGAGGUGCAACUCCGGUGAGGGCAGUUUUGAAUUCGACACCAAACAGGGGAACAUCCUGUUUCAGGCUGUGGAAGUUGCCAUCCACCUUCAACGGAUCUCCUGUCCCCAGAGGCAGACCUCCGGGGGGGGCCGGGUGAGUCCAGAGACCCCCCAGGACGGGAACCUGCCCCCCCUGCCCCUCAACCCACCCCUGGUCCAGUGCAGGAUGGCACCGCUGCCUCAACCCCGCAGCCAUAUCCCCCAACCUCCUGCAGCUCAGACUGAGGACGGUGUGUACAGCCUGGUGACUGAAACUCCAAAUCUUCAUAUGAUUCUUCACAAAGAUAAAGAGAGUUCCACUUCUUCCCAACAGCAACACCGUCCCCAGCUGUCUCGUCUAGAGCCUCCAGUUGACAAAACGCUGACGGGUGUGAAGAGUUUGACUCUGGACACUCGCGGCAUCCCCGUCCCUCGAAAGAACCAGGUCAAGACGAUCUCCAGCUGCCCUCUGCCUCACGCCGGCCCUGAGCCCGGCCCCAACCUGGCCCUGGGCGUCGGCUCCACCCACAACCCCAAUCCUCGCAUCAGCCCCAAAAUGAGCUCCAGCCCCAACCCAGACCAGACGUACUCCCAGAUCAACCUGCUGGCCGUCGCAGAGCGAGGCACCAAGAGAGAGCACAGAGGCGGCAGCAUGGCUCCCUCCUGCACCCCCCCUGCCAUCCGCAAUGAGCCGGACUACUCCCUCCCCUUUGACACCAUCGCCAUGAACGUCAUGUCAGAUAUCCUGAACUCCCAUCAGGCUCAAAGAGCUGAGUCUGGUGCAGACCCGCUCUACGACAGCAUCGACGAGAUGAAGAUCAGAAACAUCUUCCCAAGCACCACCCCUUCUGCGGUCGAGCAGCUGUACAGGAAGGUGGAACACAUCUACGACGAGCCCGAAGGAUGCGCCGCCCCUACGCAGAAACCUCCCACCUCCGUGUACGAUGACCCUGAAGAAAUGAAAGGAGAUGCCUGGAGGAUUAUGGGUAUACCUGCUGACCCUAAAGGUCAUGAGUAUCCGUACAACGCCCAGGUGGACGACUACGCUGUGCCCAAACGAGCCCAGAAGGUGCUUCCUGUUAAACAAAGCAGGGAAGAAGAAGAAGAAGAAGACGAAGAAGAAGAAGAAGACAAAGAAAAAGGAGAAGAAGAAGAAGAAGAAGAAGAAGAAGAAGAAGACAAAGAUGGGACGGAGGAUGACAACCAGAACAAGGAGAAACAGGAUUCACUGUACAAAAACAUUAUGGUGAAGAUGGCGUAGAAGAGAUAGGAAGCAGCUGUGAGCAUUAACAUGAUUCCAAUAUAAAUAUUUAGGUUUAUUAUUUAAUCCAGCUGGCAGACUGGGCUGAUCACUGAGACUCUGGUUUGUAAAGUCAUAACUCUCUGGCUCAUCAUCCAUCUUUACUCUCUUUGUAUAAUAUCGCUUUGCACCGGCGUACUCGUCCACUUCUCUGGAAGACGCGCAGGGCCUCUGGGUUCAAAUUCCGUGUUAAAUAAUUCACAGUUAAAUUGUUUCUGCUCAGCUCAAUUUUUUCCCUGUUGACUAGUGUACUUUGAAACCUAUAUUUUCACUAUUGUUAAAUCAUUUAAUUUAUGAAAUGGUAAAAAAAAAAAAAAAAGACCA